Molecule: messenger RNA, 1212 nt
Organism: Erythranthe guttata (spotted monkey flower)
Lineage: Eukaryota; Viridiplantae; Streptophyta; Magnoliopsida; Lamiales; Phrymaceae
Product: protein JINGUBANG
Molecular function (GO): protein binding
Source: RefSeq, a predicted model, not a curated record
AUCCUUUCAGUUUCUCUCUCUAGAAAAAAAUAAAAGAAAAUGGGAAGAUCUCUCCUAUAUCCGCCGCCGUUGCCUUGCAAUUCCGACGACGGAGACAAACUCCAAGAAUAUUCCGACCAAUCAAAGUCUUCCUCAAGCUCAUCAUCCUUUACUUCUCAGCUAAGUCUCCCUUCCGUUCCUUCCCUAACACCCCAUUCCCAAACCCUCGAACACGCCGCCACCUCCGCCGCCGCCCACCACCACUGCUUAGCCACGCUCAAGGGCCACUCCUCCUACAUAUUCUCCCUCUCACUCGCCGGGAAACACCUCUACAGCGGCGCUUCCAACGGCGAAAUCCGCGCAUGGGACCGUUACCCAUCCUCAUCCACCCACAGUUAUAACACCGUUACAGAAGGCCAUAACGCCGUUAAAUCCAUCGCCGUCUUGGGAGAAAAGCUCAUAACAGCCCACCAAGACCACAGAAUCCGAAUAUAUAAAAUCCACAACAACCAAAAAUACAGACUUAUUACAACACUACCAACCGCAACCGACAGCUGCAUGAGGCUCUUCUCCGCCAAAAACUACGUCGAAAUCCGCCGGCACGUGAAGCGCACGUGGGUUCACCACGUGGACGCCGUUUCGUCUCUUGCUCUGUCGGAAAACGGCUCUUUGUUGUAUUCCGUCUCGUGGGAUCGGUCUAUCAAAGUGUGGCGAACCUCCGACUUCAAGUGCGUCGAGUCGUUGCACAACGCACACGAGGACGCCAUAAACGCCGUCGUUUUAUCCUCCGACGGCGGCCAUUUUUACACGUGUUCUGCUGAUAAAACAAUCAAAGUAUGGAAAAAGCAAGAAGGGACGAAAAAAGUCAAACAUGCACUCGUCUGCACGCUGGAAAAGCAUAGUUCUUCUGUGAAUGCAUUGGCUUUGGGCGGCGAUGGGUCUGUGUUGUACUCCGGCGCCUGCGACAGGUCGAUAAUAGUGUGGGAGAAGGGCGGCGGCGCCGCCAUGUGGGCGGUGGCGGGGGCGCUGAGGGGGCAUAAGAAGGCUAUACUUUGUCUGGGUGUUGUUUCGGAUUUAGUGUGCAGUGGAUCGGCGGACAAGACGGUUAGGGUUUGGAGGAGAGGGUGUGGAAAUAGCUAUUCUUGCCUGGCAGUUCUUGAAGGGCAUAAUGGUCCAGUCAAGUGUUUGACUGCAGCUUUGGAUCAUAAUUAUAAUUACCAUAAUAAUAAUAAU